This is a messenger RNA of Passer domesticus (house sparrow), 948 nucleotides long. Its product is annotated as protein SLFN14-like. The record is from RefSeq and is a predicted model, not a curated record. Lineage: Eukaryota; Metazoa; Chordata; Aves; Passeriformes; Passeridae.
AUGUCCAGUGAAGGGUAACAGGAGAGGCAGCUGCUGAUUGAUUUGAACACAAACUAUCCUGAUGUGUUGGUAGUUAUUGGGAAAACACUUUUGGGAAAGAGUUCUAGAAAGAAGUCUAGCAAUCAGAAAACAGAAAAAGUCUUUUCCAUAGCAGUGUGUGCAUUGCUGAAUUCAGGAGGAGGAAUAUUAAGAAUGGAGAAUGAGGAAGGAAUUACUUUUUCUGGGAGAUUGGCCAGCAUAUCGGUUUAUCCUAUGACUUCCAGAGAAGUUCCUGAAUUCCUGAGGAAGAAAAACUGUGCCAAGUGCCACAAUGAGAAUGGACUGACCCCCAAGACAGCUCAGUUGAGUUUUGAUGGGGGAGCAAAAGAGACUCUUCUGAACAUCCAAGAGCACGACAUCCAAAAUGCUGUGGUGAGAUUCUUUAUAAAGAAAGAUGAAGUGCUGGUUGGGAAGGUCCUGGGUUUCACAGAGGCAACACAUAUUGAAUUUAAGGAAUGCAGUACAAAGAGUAGCUUUAAUAUAUCAGAAAAAAACCUUCCUAAAUGCGUCUCUGCCUUUGCAAACACUGAGGGUGGAUAUUUAUUUUUUGGUGUGGAUGAAAACGGUAAAGUCACUGGGACCGACAGUAACAUAGAGAAAGUAGCCUUAGAACAAACAGUAGCUGAUGCCAUCGGCUCAAUGUGAACCCAUCGCUUCUGUGGCUCUGGGGCUGGUGUACAGAUCCAAAUGCACAUCUUGCGUGUUUAUGACCAAGCAGGCUGUUCACAGGGCUAUGCCUGUGCCAUGCACAUUGAGCCGUCCUGCUGCCCUGUGUUUGAUGAUGACCCUCAAUCCUGGAUGGUGCUGGGCACUGUCAGGGAGGAGAGUGUGGGGGACUGGGCACUGACCAAAAGACUGAGCAUCAGGAAAUGGAGGGAGUUCAUGACAGCUGCAGACCCAGAUAAGUAA